Cajanus cajan (pigeon pea) is the source of this 880-nucleotide messenger RNA. The record is from RefSeq and is a predicted model, not a curated record. Lineage: Eukaryota; Viridiplantae; Streptophyta; Magnoliopsida; Fabales; Fabaceae.
GGCAUCACGAUCAAUGCAAAUACUUGGACGAGUGCUGGGCAUGCUGUUAAUCAAGUUUAUGAUCUACUUUACAUGAUGGGACGAGAUGAUGUUGCUGUUGGAGUUGGAGGUGAGGGUGGAAUACUAGCAAAUGGUACCAUUCUCCCUAAUGUCGGUGGAUAUCUUCCAAUUAUAGAACAGGGAAUGACAACAGUGGGAGGUUGCAGAUACAGGAGGGCCAUUCCUGUGGGCCUUGGAGGGCGCUUAGACAUCGAUGCCAACUAUGGUAUCAGGAAAGCUUUCCUACCGCAGGGAAGUAGGAAAUACACUCCACUGCAACAAGCAACUUCUCAGGAAGUGUUGAUUGAAAAAAUAUCUGAGGGCCCUAUAACUCUGCUUGUGAUUGGAGCACACACGAACAUUGCAAUUUUCCUAAUGAACAACCCACACCUAAAGAAAAAUGUGGAGCAUAUUUAUAUAAUGGGUGGUGGUGUAAGGUCAAGCAAUCCAACAGGUUGUUGCCCCAAAAAUGCUACAUCUUGUGUGCCUCGCCAGUGUGGUGACCGUGGCAAUAUGUUCACAGAUUAUAAUACAAACCCUUAUGCAGAGUUCAAUAUAUUUUCAGACCCCUUUGCAGCAUACCAGGUCAGACAUUUUAAAUUUAAUAUAUUGUAAAUCCUUACCGUUGUUGUUCUAUAUACUGUUACUCCAUAACUAAUAAAAUACACCUUUAGUUUCAUAACAAUAUUGUUUACUUUCCCUUGAUAUCAACUGCAAUCAACUUGAUACUCUUCUUUAAGGUUCAGAUUUAAGUACAUUGCGAUAAAAAGAAAAAUGGUUUUAUGGAUAGGCCGGUUUAUUUGUGUAUUUUUAAGGAAUUUUUUUUUGGUGUUGCUGUAAU